This is a messenger RNA of Drosophila innubila, 700 nucleotides long. RefSeq lists its product as uncharacterized. Bases 1 to 594 code for a protein of 197 amino acids. Lineage: Eukaryota; Metazoa; Arthropoda; Insecta; Diptera; Drosophilidae. The transcript has 2 exons. The record is from RefSeq and is a predicted model, not a curated record.
AUGCUGUUAAAGGUUUAUCUACUGAUCGUCACAGUUGUGGCUAUCCAGGCUGAGCGUCCGGCGAGAGCUCCCUACGCUGCUUCUGGCUGGCGCCCAGAGGUGCCAUUUAAUCUACCUGGCGAGUAUCUGCCACCACUUGGUUCCAGCAUAGAGAUCAGCAAGGAGCGAGUCGAACACGCGGGCACUUUUAAUGCACCGCAGCCAAACUCGAAUUUCUUACCACCUCAAUUCGAUGUGCCACAACAGGAGCAGCAGGAACAGCCUUUGCCAAGUGCGAAUCAAGCAGAGACCGUUAACAGUGAUCGGCAGCAAAAGCCGGCAUCUCAAUAUGGAGCUCCAGCUGAUGGUGGCUUUAGGAUAAUCUAUCCCGAUGAAGAUGACUCGGCUUCCUUGACUCAGCCACAGUCAAACAUUAAAGAAGGUCGAUACUAUAUCGUAUCUCCAGAUAAUAAACUACAGCGAGUUAUUUAUCGCACGGUAGAUGCAAAAGGCGAUGACUUUACGGCACUGCUCAAAUAUUCAUCGGUGGGCGAGUUACAGGAUCCGGUUUAUAAAUAUAAUUCUCAGGGACAAUUGGAGCGUGUGCUGAAGUAAAUAUUUGAAUAUUUACACAUGAAUUUGGUAAAUGAAUUCACAACUCCAAAUAUUAUAAAAAAAGUGGAAUUUAUUUGAUUAAAUGCAAAAUUUCUUAAACCAGUGA